CGAAAAAAUCCUCCUUCUUCCCCUUCAUGUGAGGAAGAAGAAGAGGCCACAAAAAAAAAUCAAAAACAAAAAAAAUAUAGAAUUUUGUUAAUUUCUUCUGUUUUCUUUUCGAUUUUUUGGUAUUUUUAGGUGUUUUGUUUUGGAUUUUAGGGUUUGAUAUCAUGGGGACUGAGAUCUUACGGCCUCGGGAUUGUCUGAUCGAAAGGAUCAGAGUCCCUCCGGCGUCGUUUUCGCGCCGGAAGAGCAGCUACUAUGGGAAACCCGUCGUUAACCAGAAUUACGUUUCUAACCCUAGAUCUAGGAAGCCGGCGGUGCGAUAUGAACAAAGGAGAAUCGAGGCGCAGCCGCCGCCCGCGGUGGUCGCGAAGAGAUCCAGCUCCGACGAUGAACGUCAGGGCUUCAAGAUGGAGAAAGUCACAAUCUUGAGGCGCGGAAAGUCGCUGGACUCGAAGAUGAAUGAAAAGGGCGGUUUGGCUGGUACUGGGACCGAGAGGCCGCGGCCCGGCCCGGAAACGGUACAGAAGCAGGUGCGGAUAGUGGAUCUGAGGUCUCCGGUGGGUGGUAAGACCAACGUGUACGCCGGAUCGUCGUUCGUGGUGUCGCCGGAGCCGAUCGCCCUCCCGUUGCCGUCGUUUUCGAGGAAGAAGCAGGUGUCAAAGGUCGUUGACGACGACUCGGCGACCCGAGACCUGAGGCGGUUGCUCCGGCUCGGUUGAAAAUGGAAGAUCCGGAUCCGAGGACCCGAGAAGGACCGUGAAUGGAUCCGGACCCGAUACGGUUCUGUCCUUCGUCGUCUGCUCGGUUUUUCGGGUCGAAUCUGUCCGUGAUUUUUUUAAACGGAGGUUGAUCUGGAAUUCCGGGAAAGACGGGGGCGAAUUAGUAAUUACCUACUGUUUGGGUACUUGGUAGCUAAAUCUUAUCACGUUGUUGUGGGAGAAGGGAAAUAUUUUGGUGUUUGUUGAUGAAUUUGGGGUUUAUGGGUAAAUUAAAAGUUAGGAUGGGGUGAAAAUGGGAGGUAGAAGAAGAGAAAAACGUGGGAAGUGUUGGGGUUGAUUCGUAAUAUGUGGAAAAUUAAUUAGUGAGAGUAACUAUGUGGUUUGUGGGUGGGCUGUGGAAUUGUGUUUAUGCUCUGUUGGGAAAUUGUAGUUUGUAUCCAUAAUAAUGGAUUAUUGUAAAAAGAAAGAUGAAAUUUAUAUUUUAUUUUAAACUAA
Molecule: messenger RNA, 1211 nt
Organism: Pyrus x bretschneideri (Chinese white pear)
Lineage: Eukaryota; Viridiplantae; Streptophyta; Magnoliopsida; Rosales; Rosaceae
Exons: 1
Coding region: 162-716 (184 amino acids)
Source: RefSeq, a predicted model, not a curated record